UUGAUGAUCGGGAGAUAACAAUUAUUCCUUCUACUUUAAGUGUUACAAAUAUCGAGAUCAACCUGUCUAUUGCGGUUCCAAAUAAGACGAUCACUGUGUCGUUUAAUGCUACAUGGGACUUUGGAGGGGUUUCAUUUACUAUCCUAGCAGGCUAUGAUAGUGGGGAAUACGACAUCACUGCACGCCCAGUUACAUCUGAUGUAACCCUUGCCACAUUGUUGGGAAGUGUCGCAAAUGCAGUGGUACCCGGUGAUUCUACUAGUGCAUUAGGUCUUUUCAAUGAACUGAAGUUCAAUAGCAUUGUUGUAAGUGACAUGAGUCUUGUUGCUAAAUUUACAGAUUCUGGCAAUGGGUUCCAAUUCUCCUUUACAUCAACUGUACCUGGUCUUGGUAGUACAAACAUCAUGUUAAACUUCAACAGACUCAAAGAAGGAGGUAAUUUCACAAAUGGAUUUUCAUUGGCUGCCCUGAUGAAAGAACUGACCCUCGCCUCAAUUAUUCAACAUAUUGGGAGCUAUGAUAUAUCUACUGUGCCUUUGAUUGGUAGUUUAGCCUUUCCAGAAGUAGCGAUUAUUGGGGCUUCUAAAGAUAUUCCCGAGCUUAUUGUCAACUUUACCAGUGAUUCUGACGUAAUGUCUUUACUACCAUCAGUCACCGAGGGCAUCACCCUAUUGUUUACUGCAAGAUUUGACGAAGACUCAGACCCGAUGAAUUUCAUGGUUAAAUAUUCUGCUCCUAAGUCAAUUGGCUUUACAAUUUUGCCAGGACCACAGCUUGACAUCGAGGGUAUCAUAAACAAAGUUCUCAACUCGAUCAAUCUUCAGCUUCCACCUGGAUUUCCAUUGGCGGCGUUUCUCAGUCAAAGUCUUUCUAAUAUGAACUAUAACGGUGAUAUCAAUGAGUUAAAUAUUCCAGUGAUACUUGGAGAUGACAUAAUAAUAGUGAAACAUGUGUUCGAGAUAAAAGAACCUCGGAUUAACUUUGUCAUAGGACUAGGAAAACCAAGGACGUUAAGCUUCGUGGCAAGUGGCACGUGGCUGAUAAAGAACUAUCCCAUUGCACUUAGCAUUAGUAAACCACCUGGAGCAUCCGAAUUUUUGGCAUCUGCUUGUUCUGAAAAACCACUAGAAGUUGGUAAAGUCAUGGCACAAUUAGCGUCGUCGUUUUUUCCUGAUUUCGUCGAUAAUAUUUUCGAGACGUUCUCAAUCGAAAAUCCAUGUUUUGAAGUUUUGAUAGGCAGCAAUUUUGGUGUGAGAGUAAGUGGUACUGCAGUUAUAGGUAGUUUUGAUGCUUCGAAGGUAGAAGUAUUAGGAGGAAAGGUAGAUGGGGCUAUGCUUAUGGCUUUAGGCAUUGUACUUGAAAAGACUAGACUCACUAGCGUUAUAGAUAAACUCACUAAGGGUAACGUUGACAUAACGUCAAUGCCAGGUAGUAGGAUAUUUGACGAAAGCUCUAUCGGACUCGUAAUGUCAACUUAUGAAAUACCAACCAUGGGAAGGAGUGAAUUAGAAUUCAGACUCACAAUGUUGAGCAACACCAAUACAUUAGAUGGUGUAUCGAUUGUUGUCCAUAUGAAACUCCCAGUUGCCGCAGACUGUUCGGGUGAUUUCCUCUGUCGAGUUUUUAACAAGUUCUUUCCUAAUCUCUCUAUGGUUAUGAAGGGGCGACUUGCAAUUGAUGACCUCCUACUCGAGUCGACGAUUCCUAAAGAAAUAGAGAUUGCUCCAGGAUUUAUGCUGUCUGGUUUAGGGUUUAGAAUCAUUGUAAGACCAUCUAUGAUAGAGGUAGCCCUGAUAGCUAGUCUGAUAAUAGAUGAUCCUGCUUUACGUUUCUCUGGUGCGAUUGGGUUUUCAACUACAGGGGCAACAUUGGAGAUGGCAAUGGUGGAGUGUUGGCCUAAACCAUUCACUAUUCCGAUUGUAACUAUAUGUGACCUAUUUAUUAAAAUAGGCAUACUACCUGAACCCACCGUCAUCUCUGAGUUGCAUCUAGGGGGCCGUGCUCAAAUCGGUUUGAUUGACAACUCCAAAGCAAGACUCUUCAAUGCAUCUUUGUUUAUCGGCCUCAACAAAAUUGUCCCUUCUGAAAGUUAUUUCUUAGGAAAAAUUUCUAAAUUAACGAUCCCCGAAAUAUUAGCUGCAUUUGCGUAUUUCCCGAGUCUGCCAAAGGCUUUAGAUGAGAUAGGUUUUCCAGAUGGUAUUGAUACAUCAUACUCCCAGUUUGGUAAAGUGUUACCGAAUGGUGUAACAAUACCCAGUGGGUUUAGAUUUAACGGCACAAUACAAAUAAUGCGCUUUAGAGUUAGUAGUAGAAUGCGCAUGGACAUUAAUGGUAUAUUCAUAUUUCUGACAGUAGAUCGGUUUAACAUUGGCAAUGAUCUAAUCAGUGUUGAUGGUGAUGGUGAAUCUGGUCCAGAAUUGUUAGUUGACGUUGGGUGGAAUCCACCUAGAGCCAAGAUUGAUAUUCAGGGGAAAGUUUGUGUGCUUAAAAUAUGUGCGUCUGUUAAUAUAACAGUCGAUUCACAAGGUAUUCACUUUGAAAUAGGGGGUGAAUUCUUAGAUCUCUUUAAAGCCAAACUUACGCUUACUGCUAGUUACACAUCAUUAGAUUCUGCAACGUUUAGUGUAUCGGGAUACUUUGAGCAAACACUCUUGGAUACCUUGAAGAAUAAGGUGAUCGAUGCCAUUGAUAAUUUAAGUGAGGAGGCAAGUGAGGCCCUCGAUACAGCCACUAAAGAACUUGAAUCAGCUAAACAAAGUAUGGAAAAUGCAGCUGAAGAUCUGCGAGCCAAGAAAGCUAUUGUAAGAACGCUUGUUUCAGCCAAUGCUACUUUUUAUUUAUAACAUUACGAUUAAAUAACUUGUUUUUAUUAUAA
Molecule: messenger RNA, 2875 nt
Organism: Owenia fusiformis
Lineage: Eukaryota; Metazoa; Annelida; Polychaeta; Sabellida; Oweniidae
Source: the annotation of a GenBank genome assembly